AUGUUUCUGGUACAUGUCGGCCUCCGCCAGGGCUGCUCCUUCAUGGACAGGAUCUCAGAUGAUGUGGACCUGUUGGCUUCUUCUGCUGCAGACCUUCAGCAGACACUGGAGAGGUUUGUAGCUGAGUGCAAAGAAGUUGGGAUGAGGGUGAGCACCUCAAAAUCUGAGGCCACGGUUCUCUGCCAAAAACGAUGGAUUGCUUCCUCCAGGUUAGUUUUUCCUGUGGAGUUCCAACAGCUUUCAGCGAUUAAAGAAGAGGUGUCCCUUUAUCAGCAUGACAGAGGCUCCAGUCUGAACCAGGAUAUUACCAAUUAUCCACAGAUUAAAGAUGAACCAGAGGAAUUGUGGGGUAGUCAGGAGGGAGAGCAGAAUCACUGCUCAGAGAAUGCUGAUAUAAUCAAGUUCACUUUUGUUCCUGUCCCUGUGAAGCUUGAAGAAGAUGAAGCGAAACCUCAGUCCUCACAUUUUCAUGAAACAGGUGCUGAUAGGGAGGACUGUGGAGGAGCAGGAGCAGCCAGGUACUUUGAUCCAGAGAGAGAUUUACAACCAGAAACUGUGGUCAAGACUGAGUACUCAUCUGGGAAUGAGACUGAUGACAGCACCAAUUGGAAGGAGCCAACAGAGCAUCAGUCAGGUUCAAACACAGUGGAAAACAUUAAAAAGAAGAGAGGAAGGACUAAUAAGAAAUCAUAUCGCUGCUCCGAGUGUGGAAAAAUAUGUAAACAGAAAUGGCAUCUAAUAGAACAUAGGAGAAUGCACACGGGUGAGAAACCAUUUUGCUGCACAGAGUGUGGUAGAAGAUUUUCCUGGCAAGGUGUUUUGAACAAACACAUGAGAACUCACACAGGGGAGAGACCCUUCAGCUGUUCUAAGUGUGGUAAAAGAUUUUCCAGACGGGGAAUUUUAGCCACACAUGUGAGAAUUCACUCUGGAGAGAAACCCUUCAGCUGUUCUAUAUGUGGUAAACGAUUGUCACGGCGGGGAGCUUUGACUAAACACAUGAGAAUACACUUAGAAGAAAAACUUUCUGGCUGCCCUGAGUCUGGUGAAAGAUUUAACCAGACCAAACACAUGUUGGUACACACAGUACAGAAACUCUUUCAAUGCUCUGACUGUGGGAAAAGGUUUAGUCAUAAAGGUUAUCUGACCAAACACAGGAAAACUCAUUCAGGAGAGAAACCCUUUAGCUGCUCUGAGUGUGGCAAACAAUUUAAGCAUAAACAUCUUGUCACAUAUCAUAUGCGAAGUCAUACAGGAGAGAAACCCUUUGACUGCUCUGAGUGUGGAAAGACUUUUAAUCGUAAUGGAAAUCUGACCAGACACCAGAGAACUCAUACAGGAGAGAAACCAUUUGACUGCUCAGAGUGUGGUAAAAGAUUUGCUUCUAAACCUAAUUUGAAAAGACACAUGAGAACUCACUCUGGGGACAAACCCUUCAUAUGCUCUGAGUGUGGUCAGAGAUUUACCCAAAAAGUUUCUUUGGCCAACCAUAUGACAAUUCACAAUAGACAGAAACCUUUUAGCUGCUCUGAGUGUGGUAAAAAUUUUACCCUCAAGCAUCAUCUCACAAAACAUAUGAGAACUCACUCUGGAGACAAACCCUUCAGCUGCUCUGAGAGGAAAUGGAGGGAGCUCAUGGAGAUGACGGUGGACGAUCAGAACCAGAUAGGAAAUCUGCUCCAGAGAGACAUUUAUAAUCAGGGACUGGGGUCAAGACUGAAGAUUCUUCUGAACCUGUGA
Molecule: messenger RNA, 1740 nt
Organism: Cheilinus undulatus (humphead wrasse)
Lineage: Eukaryota; Metazoa; Chordata; Actinopteri; Labriformes; Labridae
Product: gastrula zinc finger protein XlCGF57.1-like
Exons: 6
Coding region: 1-1740 (579 amino acids)
Source: RefSeq, a predicted model, not a curated record